AUGUCAAACACAAACACCAUUUCAGAUACACAAAACACAACUCAAGACCAAGAAGAUGAAGAACUAUUGGUAGUGUUCAACAAUGAAGAUGUGAAGGAAGGCUUACAAGGAUGCAAAAAUAGCUUAAUAGGAAGAUUACUGACUGAAAAAAACAUCAACAGCGCAUGGAUACAAUCUGCAAUGCAGAACAUUUGGAAGAAACCAGAAGGUCUGAGAAUAGUAGAGUUAAAGCCAAAGAUCUACCAAAUUUUUUUCCAGAAAGAGACAGACUUAGAUAGAGUGCUGAAGGGGAGCCCAUGGAAUUUUAGAAACUCAUGGUUUCUCUUAAAGAAGUGGGAUAGAAGUGAGGAUCCAGUAGAGAAAGGACUAGAUAAAGCUGACAUCAAGGUGCAAAUAUGGAACUUACCUGAGCACUGCAAGACUACAAGGUUAGGGUGGAAGAUAGCCUCUGCUUUGGGUGUUGUUAAAGAGCGUGAUGUUUUUGAAAACACAAGAGACCAAGUGCGCUUCAUAAAAGCCAUAGUAACUCUUAACACAAACAAACCCAUCCUAAAAGGGGCGAAUAUUGGCAGCAAGGAAGAUGGGUUGAUCUGGACAGAUUUCAAAUAUGAAAAGUUGCCAAACUUCUGUUACUACUGCGGGCUGAUAGGGCAUGAGAAAAGUAAUUGCCAACAAGCAAUAGAUGACGAGGAAAAGGGAGAGAACAAAUCUAAAGAGCUGGGGUCCUGGUUGAAAGCCGAUUUGAUAGGAAGCAUAGUGAAAGUAGUGAAAAAUCAACAAAACAGAGACUCAGAGGAAAGAAAGAAAAAAAACACAAUGUCCCAGCAAAGGCUUACCGCAAGAAUGCUAGAAAAGUUGGAGAAAUUAACAAUGACAGAUAUACCAGAGCCAUCUAACAGUAAGGGAAAGGAGGCAGAACAAUUACAAUACAACCAAGAACAGAGAGUAGGGAUAGAACAAGAAGAAACAGAAGAAAUCCCUUUAACACUAGUGAAACAAGUAAGCAACACACCACAGACGAUGGCCAUUGAAUCUGUACCAGAAAAAGCAGAACAAAAAAAUAGCACAGAGAACAUAGAAGAAGAAGCAAAGAGGAAAGAAACAAAGAAGAAAGAGAUCAAGGAGCAAAAAAGAGAGUUUACUCCAACAGUUUUGGAAGAGGUCACCAGUACAAAGACAGCAAAGGAGACAACAAAACAAGGAAACAAAACUUGGAAGAGGCAAGCAAGACAAAUGGCAGCAACAACAAAAAAUGAAAAAGAGAAUGCAGACUUUGGACAGCAAAAGAGGAAGGCACUAGAGGCUGAGAAGAUAGAAAUUGAUAGUACUGAGGUGAAGAUGAUAAAAAUUAACGCAGAACCCAUACUUCUAACGGCAGAGGCUGCUCAGCAGCCCUGUCGAAGGCCAUGA
Messenger RNA from Arachis stenosperma, 1410 nucleotides. RefSeq lists its product as uncharacterized. Lineage: Eukaryota; Viridiplantae; Streptophyta; Magnoliopsida; Fabales; Fabaceae. The record is from RefSeq and is a predicted model, not a curated record. Bases 1 to 1410 code for a protein of 469 amino acids. Gene Ontology annotation, molecular function: nucleic acid binding; zinc ion binding. The transcript has a single exon.